AUGGCACACACUCAGGAAUCUCUCUCCAAGACCCCUGUCAUCAAGUUCAAGGACCAGGACUUUAACUCCUUGCGAGAUCGUUGCCUAAGCAGAGGUCUCCUGUUCGAGGAUGAGACAUUCCCUGCCGAGCUUUCUUCCAUAGGCCUGUCGCUGCUCCGGAGAAAACCCUUCUUCAGCCUGCAGUGGAAGCGCCCGAAGGAUAUAUUGAUGGGUAAAUCAGAGCCUCACUUCAUCCUGGAAGGUGUGAGCAGAUUUGACAUCCAACAAGGGGAGGCAGCAGACUGCUGGUUCCUGGCGGCGCUGGGCUCCCUGACCCAGAACCCACAGCACCUGCAGAAGAUCCUGAGGAACCAAAGCUUCUCCCACCAGUAUGCAGGGAUUUUCUGUUUCUGGUUCUGGCAGUGCGGCCAGUGGGUGGAGGUGGUGGUUGACGAUCGCCUGCCUAUCCUGAACAAUAAGUUCCUUUUUGUGCAUCCUCUCAACGACCAAGAGUUCUGGCCCUGCCUGCUGGAGAAAGCCUAUGCCAAGUUUCAUGGAUCCUACUUCCACCUGCACUACGGCCACCUCCCCGAUGCGCUGGUGGACCUCACGGGAGGGGUGGUCACCAGCAUCGACCUGCACGCCUCCCCUUCCGACCUGGUGCAGAUGAUACAGGCAGCAGCUCAGGCAGGCUCCCUGAUGACCUGCGGCACGCCAGCCGGGGUGAGUAGACCAGAAAGCCUAAUGGAGAACGGCCUGGUGAGUCAGCAUGCCUACACCGUGACCCGAGCCGGGCAGAUUCAGUACAGGAGGGGCCAGGAAGACCUCGUCUGCCUGUGGAACCCCUGGGGCAAGACCGAAUGGCAAGGGCGCUGGAGUGACGGGUCUCCGGAGUGGGAGGAAACCCACCACCAGCAGAAAGCCCAGCUGUACAAGGACAAAGAUGAUGGCGAGUUUUGGAUGUCAUGUCGAGAUUUCCAAGAGAACUUCUCCUGCCUGUAUGUCUGUAACCAAUUUCCAGUCAACAUGGGCCUUAAAAACAUGCCCCAUGAAAGAUGGUCCCAGAUGACGUUUAAGAGCCACGUGACUCCAGGAAACACCACAGAAGGACUUCCACAGAACACCCAGUACAUCUUCUCUGUGCCCGAGAGCAUGGACAGCAACAAUGUCGCUGUGUCUUUCAACAUCAUGCCACAGAAUUUAAGGGCAGAAGAAAAAUUUCCACUCAACUUCCAGGUGUUCAAGGUCGACCCUCAGUUUCAGCACUUCCGGGAGAGAUUGCCAUCCACCUUUUUCUCCCGAUUCAGAAAUUCGGACAAGGGCAUAGUGACUAAAACCAGGUGCAAUCUCACAAAGUGCUUCACGCUGAGCCCGGGAACCUACGUGGUGGUGGUGUCUGCAGGCACAGAAGCGGUGGAGUUCUUGCUUCGAAUCUUCCUGAGAACGUCAGACCCUGACGGGAACCCGGGCAGCAGUUUCAACCUCAGAGCCCUGAAGGCAAGUCUUCCAGAAAACAACUCCCAACAAAGCAUUUUCUACAAAUACGCUCAGCAGGGACGAGGCAUUGAUGCCACCCAGCUUCAGAGACUUCUCAACCAGGAAUUCCUGAAAGGACCUCCAGGGGACACGUUCUCGUUGGACGAGUGCCGGAGCGUCGUGGCGCUGAUGGAUCUGAAAGUCAAUGGGCAGCUCGACCCAGAGGAGUUCUCAAGGCUGUGGAGACGGCUCGUCCACUGCCAGAGGGUUUUCCAGAACACUCAGAAGUCUGGCGUUUUCCUGAGCUCGGAUCUGGGGAAGGCCGUAAAGGAUGCAGACUUCCUCGCAGGGAUCUCCGUCAGUGGUGAGCUGCUGGAUCUCAUGGUCCUCAGAUACGGCGACAGCGCCGGCAGAGUCAGCUUCCCCAGCCUGGUCUGCUUCCUGAUGCGGCUGGAAGCCAUGGCAAAGACUUUCCAGAACCUCUCCAAGGAUGGACAAGGACUCUACCUGACGCAAGUGGAGUGGAUGAACCUGGUCAUGUACAACUGAAGCAAGGAGUAGACCCCAGAGUCAAGGUAAGACAU
This is a messenger RNA of Molossus molossus (Pallas's mastiff bat), 2039 nucleotides long. It is a transcript of the gene CAPN13, whose product is annotated as calpain 13. Gene Ontology annotation, molecular function: calcium ion binding; calcium-dependent cysteine-type endopeptidase activity. Gene Ontology annotation, biological process: proteolysis. The transcript is spliced from 21 exons. The record is from RefSeq and is a predicted model, not a curated record. The coding region runs from base 1 to 2004 and encodes 667 amino acids. Gene Ontology annotation, cellular component: cytoplasm. NCBI's taxonomy places the organism in Eukaryota, Metazoa, Chordata, Mammalia, Chiroptera, Molossidae.